This is a messenger RNA of Saccostrea echinata, 4057 nucleotides long. Its product is annotated as 2-oxoadipate dehydrogenase complex component E1-like. Bases 96 to 2843 code for a protein of 915 amino acids. Lineage: Eukaryota; Metazoa; Mollusca; Bivalvia; Ostreida; Ostreidae. Gene Ontology annotation, biological process: tricarboxylic acid cycle. Gene Ontology annotation, molecular function: thiamine pyrophosphate binding; oxoglutarate dehydrogenase (succinyl-transferring) activity. The record is from RefSeq and is a predicted model, not a curated record. The transcript has 23 exons.
UAGCAAGUUUUCUUCUAGUCAAAUGUUACCGCCACCAGCACCUUGACAGGAACUCUCUUUUCGUGGAGUUAAAAGAGGUAUGGUGAUCAUCAACAAUGUUGUCGAGGUUAAAGUUACUGCACUCUCGGCAUUUGCAGCUUUUUGUGGAUUCUGUGACACCACUGAAUGCUUAUCACACGAAAUGUGGUGUUUAUGGACAUCAUCCAAGAACUAAAACAGAAUCAAAAAUCGAUACUGCUGCAAUACAGAACAGGAUACAACAGAGUAAUGUGUACAGACUGGUUGAAGCUUACAGGACUUUUGGACACAGGAAGGCCUCCUUAGACCCUCUACAGCUGGCUGAAACUGAAAAUGUCCAAGAACUAGAUGCUAGACUUUAUGGAAUAUCAGCUGAUAGUAAUCAAAUCAUCCAGACAGAGGGGAUUUUUAAUGGACCGAAUAUGACAAUAGAAGAACUUGUGAAAAAUCUGGAAUCAGUUUACUGUGGUCCUGCUGCCAUUGAGUUUCAACAUUUAGAGGAUGUUGAAGAGAGAGAAUGGUUAGCGCAAGCUUUUGAGACACGAGGAGAGAUCGAGCUUACAACUCAGACAAAGAAAGAGUUGGCAGAUUUAAUGUUACGUUGUCAGGCAUUUGAUCACUUCUUGGCCAGCAAGUUUGUGAAUGUAAAACGUUAUGGAGGAGAGGGGGGUGAAAGCAUGAUGGCCAUCUUUGAAGAGAUCUUCAAUAAGUGUUCACAAAACAGUAUCACAGAUGUUGUCAUAUGUAUGCCACACAGGGGACGUUUAAACUUUCUCACCUGUAUGUUAAAAUUUCCUCCAGUUAUCAUGUUCAGAAAGAUGAAAGGUUUACCUGAGUUUCCUCCCAAUGUUUCAGGAAGUGGGGAUGUUUUAUCACAUCUUUACACAUCUAUUAAUUUGAACUAUGGUGAUAAAGAUGUUCAUGUUAGCCUUAUUCCAAAUCCAUCACAUCUAGAGGCUAACAACCCAGUAGCUGUUGGGAAGGCCCGAGCCAAGCAACAAAAUUUACAAUGUGGUGAAUACAUCCCUGACCCCGCAGACGAGAAAGUCUUGUGUGUGCAAGUGCAUGGUGAUGCUUCUUUUUCUGCUCAGGGUAUAGUAGCAGAAACAUUCAGCAUUGCCGAGUGUCCACAUUUCAAUGUUGGUGGCAGUAUACACUUAAUCGUAAACAACCAGGUGGGCUUUACAACGGAGGCUUCCAGAGGCAGGUCCUCUAGAUACAGUAGCUGCCUCGCCAAAAUAAAUGCCUAUCCAGUUCUUCAUGUGAAUGCAGACUUCCCCGAGGAAGUUUUACGAGUAACUUCUAUAGCCAUGGACUAUAGGAAAAAGUUCAACAAAGAUGUAGUCAUCGAUUUCAUCUGCUUCCGCAAACAUGGUCACAAUGAACUAGACGACCCCUCAUUUACUCAGCCAGCGAUGUAUAAAGCAGUGCGAGGGAGGGAUAGUAUUCCCAAUCAGUAUGCCAGCCUCCUUGUGUCACAAGGACUGUGUGAGCAGGAGACAUUGAAUGAGUCGGUCAAGGCUUGGAAUGCCACACUAUCAGAACAUAUGUCUCAAGUGGAAUCUUACACACCUCAGAGAUUUGACCUUCAGAAGCAGUGGAGUGAGAUGGUGCAGCCAGGAGACAUAAUAACUCACUGGGACACUGGGGUUUCUAUAGACCUACUGAAAUUCAUUGGGCAGAAGUCUGUAACUUGCUCUGAUCUGAAAGUGCAUCCCAAUGUACAGAAAGCUCAUGUGGACCGUCGUCUUGAGAGGAUGAAGGAAGGCAGGGGGCUGGACUGGGCCACGGCAGAGGCUCUCGCAUUUGGUUCUCUACUUUACCAGGGUUAUAAUGUUCGAGUCAGCGGACAGGAUGUAGGGAGGGGAACAUUCAGUCACAGACAUGGCAUGUUGGUAGACCAGGAGACGGACGAGAUGCAUAUCCCCUUAAACCACAUCAAAGAGGAUCAGACGGGGUUCCUAGAGCUGGCUAACAGUGCUUUGUCUGAGGAGGCAGUCCUGGGGUUUGAGUAUGGGAUGAGUAUUGAUAACCCUAACAACCUGAUUAUUUGGGAGGCCCAGUUCGGUGAUUUCUUCAAUGGAGCCCAAAUUAUCAUUGAUACCUACAUCGCCAGUGGUGAAUUGAAAUGGCUGCUGCAGACUGGACUAGUGAUGCUGUUACCUCAUGGAAUGGAUGGGGCAGGACCAGAGCACUCAUCCUGUAGGAUAGAAAGGUUCCUACAGAUGUGCGACAGCAGUGAGGUUAAAGUGGAUGGCGAUAACAUUAACAUGCAGGUCGUGAACCCCACCACCCCCGCUCAGUACUUCCAUCUCCUCAGAAGACAGAUGGUUCGUAACUUCAGGAAGCCCCUAGUAGUGGUGGCUCCUAAGAUCUUGCUGCGUCUGCCAGAGGCCUCCUCCACUCUUGAUGAAAUGGCCCCUGGAACCACCUUCCUCCCAGUAUUUGGUGACCCUGAUGUUUCUGCAAAGAAAGUGACCAAAGUUAUCUUCUGCUCUGGCAAACACUACUACACACUAGUAAAGGAGAGGGAAAAUCUCAAACUUCAAAAUGUUGCUCUGAUUCGUUUAGAGAGCUUGUGUCCAUUCCCAGCUGCAGAAAUACAAGUAGAACUGAACAAGUUUUCAAAUGCCACAGAUUUUGUGUGGAGUCAAGAGGAACAUAGAAACAUGGGAGCCUGGAGUUUUAUGUCCCCCAGAUUCGAAAAUGUUUUGGGAAAGAAGUUGAGGUAUGCUGGUCGUGAUCAUCUUGGGACCCCCGCCACUGGAAUAGGCCAGAUCCAUCAGGCCGAAGCCAAAUCCAUACUGCAGCAGACAUUCAGUUGACCACCAGAGGGAGCUAAUUAUAUAUCAAAAUUAAAGUAUUCAUGAAAAAUUUUCUAACCUUAUAUAAACAGAAAUCUAAUAUUUCAUGUUGUGAUGUCAGUGACUGAGGUUUGAAUUUAGAAUGUAUUGUUUAAAAAAAUAGACUGCAACAUUUAAAGAAAUUGUUUUGUUCCUAUGAAGGGAAAUGCUUUGUAACACACAGAGGUAUUGAUAUUAGUCCAGAAGUUGUACAAUGAAAAUGGGAACCACGGGGUAAUGUUCUGUUCGCAUGCAUUUAGUCUUACAGUACAUGAGUAGAAAGAUAUAUACUGUAAACCAACUAAUAUUCGCGUCAUUUUUUUUUCGCGAUUCGUCAUUUUAAAAUCUAUCCACAACGAUUAAUUUUCGUGACUGAGGAAAUAUUCUCUACAAAUACAAAGCAAGAUAUUAAAAAAAAUUUUAUCAAAAUUAUAUUAAAAUUAUAUUCAAAUGCGUGAGUAAAAGUAGGUCACAAAACUCGCAAAUAUUUCUCGCACGCGAAUAAAAGUUGGUUUACAGUAUCACUAAUCAAAGAAUAUGUGCAUUUGUAAUCAAAUAUAGUCAUUUCAUUUACAUAAAAAGGGCAUUUAUUAAAUCCAAAGAAGCCAGUAAUAUAAUUAUUUUCACUUUUUAUCGAUUAAAACUUAUUUAUUCAAAAGAGUUUUUUUUAAUUUUAAAAUAUUUUCAAAGAUUUAUUUUUAUGCUCUCCGUAGUAGGGAGAAGUAAAUAGUGCUUGUUAUACUAUGGGAUGGAAGGUAUUAUUUUAUACAUUUGUCCUAGUCUGAUACAUCUAAGUAAUUUUAUUACAGCGUAUAUCUUUUUAUAUGAUUUUUUUUUUUUAGAAUAAGUUAUUUACAAUGCAUACAAUCUAUAUAUUAGAAGUGCUCCUUUUUUAGGCAGAGGAUACUUAAAAGCUAAAUCUGAAACAUAUUCGAAAGAUCUACUUGUAUGUUUAAAAUGGUACGAUCCCCCCACCAGUGAAUAUAUCUUAAACUUAUUAAAAUUAUAUCUUAAACUGAGAUUAUUUCAUGUGUGUCUAAUAGACUAUGUAUUCAAACUUUUGAAGUUAAUGGAUGGUUAUUUUUGUUUUUUUUUUCUUUAAAUUUGAUAAAGGGUUUGACACUAAGAAUCAAAUAUUUGUGAUAUUUGUGUUAACUAUUGUGCCAUUUUUUGUGCGAUUAAAACUAAAACUCUAA